AUGGACGGUUCAAUCAGGAUAUGUGGUGACUUUAGGUUGACGAUUAACCAGGCUGCUCCUUGUGAAAAAUAUCCAUUGCCAAAGAUCAAUGAUAUAUUUGCCUCUUUAGCUGGAGGUCAGUUGUUCACCAAGUUAGAUCUGAGCCAAGCUUAUCAGCAGGUGGCGCUGGAUGAGACGUCGCAGAAGAGCUUGGCUGAGGCAGAAAGUAGAUAUGCGCAGAUAGACCGCGAAGCACUCGCAUCGUUGUUCAGUGUGAAGAAGUUCCACCAAUACUUGAGUGGAAGAGCAUUUACAAUCCUUACCGAUCACAAGCCGUUGGUCUGGUGGUUAGGAGAGAAUAAGGGCGUGCCGUUGAUGGCAUCAGGUCGCAUGAAGCGUUGGGCAAUAAUGUUGUCUGACUAUUAG
Corticium candelabrum is the source of this 405-nucleotide messenger RNA. RefSeq lists its product as uncharacterized. The coding region runs from base 1 to 405 and encodes 134 amino acids. The record is from RefSeq and is a predicted model, not a curated record. The transcript is spliced from 2 exons. Lineage: Eukaryota; Metazoa; Porifera; Homoscleromorpha; Homosclerophorida; Plakinidae.